This is a messenger RNA of Mizuhopecten yessoensis (Yesso scallop), 742 nucleotides long. RefSeq lists its product as uncharacterized. The record is from RefSeq and is a predicted model, not a curated record. Gene Ontology annotation, biological process: mitochondrial electron transport, cytochrome c to oxygen. NCBI's taxonomy places the organism in Eukaryota, Metazoa, Mollusca, Bivalvia, Pectinida, Pectinidae. Gene Ontology annotation, cellular component: mitochondrial envelope. The transcript is spliced from 4 exons. Bases 37 to 492 code for a protein of 151 amino acids.
UCCAAAUCUCGUUUAUUCUCGUCUGAGAAAACCAAAAUGGCGGCGGCACUUUGUAGAACGUUUGUAGGUCUCACAAGAAGGACUGUUCUUACUCACCAAGUGAGGGUAUUUUCUGAUAAACCUUCCGGAGAAAGAGACAUAGGCGAAAGCGGCAUGCAUGCUAUUUUCCCUCCGGAAGAAAGUAUGGAGGGGAAAGUUGAAAUGCCAGAGUCUUUUAUGCCCAGUACUCUUGGUCACAUGUUGGGAGAGGAGAGAGAUGAAGUCUUGACUAAGUUGGGUGGUGCUAAGGAUCAUUAUGACUUUGAUGGACAGGUUGUAGGUGACCGAGAGGGCACAAGGGAUUCCCCCAUCCUUGUGAGAUCCGAGAGUGACCACAGAGUUGUUGGAUGUCUUUGUGAUGAUGAACAAGUCCACAUUAACUACAUGGUGUUAACAACUGGCAUGCCCAAGAGAUGCAUGUGUGGAUUUUGGUAUAAGCUUAUCGAAGCAUAGAAUAUAAACAUGCUUCAGAAGUUUUACCUCAAUGUUUUGCUGUUAAUCAUCAAACUAGAAACAGUUAACUGAUUUGCACAUCUGGAGAACUACUAAAAAUAUGAACUUAGAUGGAUGUCAUCUGGAUAUAAUGACAAUUGAUAGUUCAGGUGUUUUAAAUCAUAAUAGAUUAUAGAACUUGAUUUGUGUUGUGCAGCUGAUAUGUGGAAGUGUGAAUGAAUUUGAAAUAUUAAAAUCUUGUUCCAAGUUA